CUCUUCUGCCGGGCGGAAGUGGGCGGAGCGGAGAGGGAAAACAGCGCUCCUUUCCGGUGCAGGGGCACAGUUGGAGAAGCAACGAAAGAGCGAGGAGUCGUUUUUCAGGAUGACGCGGCAUGGCAAGAACUGCACGGCGGGGGCCGUCUACACCUACCACGAGAAGAAGAAGGACACAGCGGCCUCAGGUUAUGGGACCCAGAACAUUCGACUGAGCCGGGAUGCCGUCAAGGACUUUGACUGCUGCUGCCUCUCUCUGCAGCCCUGCCACGACCCCGUUGUCACGCCGGAUGGCUACCUGUAUGACCGGGAGGCGAUCCUGGAGUAUAUUCUGCACCAGAAGAAGGAGGUCGCCCGGCAGAUGAAGGUGACCGCAGGCCUACGAGAAGCAGCGGGGCGCCCGGCGGGAGGAGCAGAAAGAGCUGCAGCGGGCGGCGGCGCAGGACCAGGUGCGGGGCUUCCUGGAGAAGGAGGCGGCCAUCGUGAGCCGGCCCCUCAACCCCUUCACGCCCAAGGCCGCCUCGGGGACCGGCCCAGACGAUGCCCGAGCCGGGCCCAGCGCGGGCCCCGCAGGCAAGGACAAAGACACAGCGCUGCCCAGCUUCUGGAUCCCGUCGCUGACCCCCGAGGCCAAGGCCACCAAGCUGGAGAAGCCGUCGCGCACCGUGACCUGCCCGAUGUCGGGGAAGCCGCUGCGCAUGUCGGACCUGACGCCCGUGCGCUUCACGCCCCUCGACGGCUCCGUGGAUCGCGUGGGGCUCAUCACGCGCAGCGAGCGCUACGUGUGCGCCGUGACCCGCGACAGCCUGAGCAACGCAACGCCGUGCGCCGUGCUGCGGCCCUCUGGGGCCGUGGUCACCCUCGAGUGCGUGGAGAAGCUCAUUCGGAAGGACAUGGUGGACCCGGUGAACGGGGAGAAGCUCACGGACCGCGACAUCAUCGUGCUGCAGCGGGGCGGCACCGGCUUCGCGGGCUCUGGAGUGAAGCUGCAGGCAGAAAAGUCCAGACCGGUGAUGCAGGCCUGAGUGCGGGGGACCAAAUAAACGGGCUGGGACGCGACCGGCCGUGUGGCGCCUUCCUUCGCCGCCCUGAGCCCCGGGGACGCGGCGGGCGCGGAGCCGGGCCGCGCAGGCAGCGCUGGGGUGCGAGUUAGAAAUUGUGGGCUAAGACUGUUUGACGAGGUCUCAGGUUAAGAGUAAAAUCCAAUUGGACG
Ceratotherium simum simum (southern white rhinoceros) is the source of this 1213-nucleotide messenger RNA. Lineage: Eukaryota; Metazoa; Chordata; Mammalia; Perissodactyla; Rhinocerotidae. The record is from RefSeq and is a predicted model, not a curated record.